This is a messenger RNA of Lolium rigidum, 2623 nucleotides long. RefSeq lists its product as uncharacterized. Lineage: Eukaryota; Viridiplantae; Streptophyta; Magnoliopsida; Poales; Poaceae. The record is from RefSeq and is a predicted model, not a curated record. The coding region runs from base 1946 to 2623 and encodes 225 amino acids. The transcript is spliced from 6 exons.
GUCCCGCCACCUGCAUCUCCGUCUAUCCGUGUCACCUUCCGCCGGACCGCGCCACCACGAAUCAUUCUUCUAUCCCAGACGCCACCGUCGCCUGCCUCUCUUCUGUGCUGGCGCCAGGGCUCGGAUGAUGUCUUCGUGUCUCGAGCAUCAUGUUUUUACUGCGAGGACUGGUUUGUCUGCGAGACUCGUGCAAGCAGAUGUUGUGAACACUCUUCGUAAAGCUGAUUGGCAGCGAGCAUCCAUUAUGCUAUUGAAUCUUCAGCAAACCAAGGAAGCAUUAACUUCGCAAGAUUUUUUUCUACAUGUUGGAGUACUGUGCAGAAGCACCUGGUCCUUUGGUAAAAUCUACUGCCGGAUGCAUAUUUUACCGAAAGCAUGGAGUUUGCUAUAGUCAUUUUGGGCAGUUCGUUUUUUUCCGGAUCUUUUCCCAUGUGUAUAGUUUGCUAUGGAGAUGUUGGACAUCGUUGAGAAGAAGGCCAUGGAUGUAAAGGCAAUUACAGAUCUGUCACUCGAGCACUCACUGAAGGAGGGUAUUGCAAUGAGUUUUGCAGAGAAAUUUGUCUGCUAGGUAUUAUAGUCCAAGCAUUAUUACUAUGAGGAAAUUUCGUGAAGGCUUUCUCUACAUUAGGUGACCUUGAAUCUGCAGUGUAUGGUCAUAUCUUGCAGCGUAUGGUAGUCCUUGCUGGAGAAGGCACUGACCAUCCGAGAGUGUCUUCCAAAAGGAGAUGCCAAUCAAAAAGAUUAGACAUUCCUGUACCUGCUUUCAAUGGAGUGGAAGAUCUCAAACUUGUAUCAGACUAUGAUCUGCCAUCGUCAUUUCAAGGAAAGAUGGGAACCGUUCCAGGUGGAAACUAAAUCAUCAAAACAUAAGCAAGUCAUUUAUUUCUGCUGGUGACAAUCUUGCUGACAAUUCUGGACUAGGCAGUGGGAGGGUGACAAAGACAUUGAGUUUUGCACCAGUUGCAGUAAAGAACAUCUUGCGAUGGACUUUCAAUGAUAUCUACAUAUGUGCGUGCAACUUGACAACUGCCAGUUGUCUGAGCAAUUAUUUCUAGAGGUAACACAUAUGUAUGGUUUUGUUAGCUUAAGGUAUAUUUUGGUUUGCCAUCUUUCUGCUAACUUAUGCCUUCACCUAAGCACUUCCGUUAGUAUGUUAUAUUUUAGGAAACUUUGCCAGCAGCCACAGUUAUUUUCCAGCGUUUGCCAAAACACACCACCCUAUUGUGCCUUUGCCAGGUAUCAUUGAAAUGCUGUGGACUCCUUAUAACCCAAAACAGAAUGUUUCACUUUUCUCCGUGAAGUUACCAGUUCUGUCUUCGAAGCGUUUUCUUCUCCAGCAAACUCUAGAGACGAAGGGGAGGGUGCCGUGGUAUCGAAGACAGAUAAGCCGUAGAGGGUACCUCACGGUGGAGAGAGAGAGAGAGAGAGAGAGAGAGAGAGAGAGAGAGAGGUGUUACCCGGCGAUCCACUGCGGUUACAGCGAGGUUGAUUCUCUGCCCUAAAGGGGCUGUCCCUGGACCGACUUAUAAAGGUGCUGGUCCUAGGGUUACAGUAAAGUCCUAACCGACUAAAGGCAGAGUCCUACACCGAUACAUGAUUCGGGUGUACGGUCCAAGUCUGUGGGCUUCAUCCGGAUUCGGCUUGGGCUUCGUGAAGCCAGUUAGGCCUUUGUCUUGGACCCGGGCGGAUGUGCUUUACGAGGAACCCCCGCAUCAACGAGAACCCUAGCGGGCGCCGUCCUCCAUCUUGCUCGCCGCGGUUGCCGUUCUUCAUCUCGCUGGCCGCGGGUGCCGUCCUCCGCUGCGGCCCCAACACCUUCUCUACGUUGUCUCUGUCCUGCGUCGCCGGCCAGGCCCCAACGGCGACCGGCGUGGCAAGGUGCCGCGCCGGCGCCACCCAGUGAGGAGCCUGGGCCCUGUAGCCUGCGUUCUCGUCCGCACUCACCAUGUCGCGCUGGACCAUGUCACCAGCGCCCUCCAGUUACAUGAAAGAAAUCGUAUCUGAAGAUCCAGCAAGCAGCAUGCCUCUAUUCCCGGUGCUGGCAAGGUCUGAGAAUGGCACCGCUGCCAACCAGUUCCACGUGCUCAACUCUAGCAGCGGCGGCUCUGUCAGACAGGCGAACGACGCCCCGAAGUUGGGCCGUUCGGCGCCGGUGCACGCCAUGACCACUUACAGCCCUCCGGCCACCGGCUGGGCUUCAGCGACGGCAGUGGCCCUGCGUCCUCCGUUCGGAGCUGUGACGUCACCGAUGCAACAGACGCCCCCGGCGCACCUGCUGCAGCAGCUCAUGAUCUUAGCGGGGUCUUCUUCGCGGGCGCCGUGGAUGCAGAGCUACAUGCAGGCAGGCCAGCCACCAUCGUUAUUCUCCCCUCCAGGAGAGCCUGUGGUAUGCUCUGCUUCUCCACAGAUACCGGCAGCUAGCUCUGGCGCCGUCCAUGGCGCCAUCUCCGCUGUACAGAGCGAUGCCAGCGGCAGCCACUUCAAUCCCAUGGACAUCGGUGCCGGCCGUGCCAUCGCAGCCAUACAAAGUGACGCCGGCGGAAUUCACAGUAGUCCCUGGGGCACCGGCGCCGGUCGUGGCGCUGUCACAACUGUAAAGCGACGCUGGUGGAAACCACAGUAA